Ciona intestinalis (vase tunicate) is the source of this 1391-nucleotide messenger RNA. RefSeq lists its product as uncharacterized. The record is from RefSeq and is a predicted model, not a curated record. Lineage: Eukaryota; Metazoa; Chordata; Ascidiacea; Phlebobranchia; Cionidae.
CCCCCAACGAUGUUAUUUUCGUUAAAUUACCAUGCAGCGUCACAUUUCUAUUUUAUUAACGAAAUUAUUCUUUCAACAUAGUAUUAAGCAGUGGACGCUUUAUUACGUGUACCAACCGAGUUAAGGCAUUCUUUAAAAAAUGACCUCUUCUGCACUGACCACUUAUCACAACAGCAGUCCGUCUCACCAGACCUGGGAUAGUGCUCUAGCGGAUGUACUUAGUGUUCUGAGAAUACAAUACAGAAACGAUGAUGACGUAAUGCUGUUCCUGACCGAACCAGACAAAUUGAAACAGCUGCAGUAUAGCACUGCAGCCAAAAUGGAAUGGAACAGAAGAGUAAUCAAAGAGGAAAUGGAUUCAGGAAUUCACAGUCCACCGAGAUCUCGAAGAAUAGCAAAGGAGGUGGCAAUUGAUUAUAUUAGACGUUAUCUAGAUGGCGAAGAAGAGCGGAUGGAUCUUGUGAGAAAAAUACAAGUGGUUACUUCGGAGAGAAAUGCUGCUAUGGAAUCGGUUAUUGAGCUUGAACGAGAGAUGAAACGAUUAAAAGAUGAGAGUGUAGCAAGUAAUUGUGAAAACGACAACCUUAAAGGAGAUAUUGAAAAACUUCGUACAGAUGUGGCUGCAUUCAGGACUGACAAUCAAGAAUUUCGAACGGAAAACUUAAAAACAAAAGAAGAAAAUGAGCACCUAAGAGGAGAAAAUACAAAGUUAAGAGACGAAAACAAAAAACUGAGACUGGAAAAUCAAGACCUUAGGAAUGAGAAUGGAGCGCUAAGAUCUGAAAACCAAAAGGUUCGGGGUGAUAAUGUUAAGCUGCGUGACGAAACUGGUGAUAUGAGAAGUGAGAACAUGAAGUUGCGAAAUGAAAACCAAGCUGUAAGAGACGAAAACCAGGAAGUGCGUUGCGAGAAUCUGAAAGUUCGAGACAACAACCUUUCGUUGAGAGGAGAAAACGAUCGCUUUAGAUCUGUAAAUGAAGCUCUACUGUCCGAAAACAAAAGAUACACACGUGACACGUUGGAACUAAAUGCCCGAGAGGAUGAAAUGCGCAUGUUGGUAAAUGUCAUGCAAAGUUUGUUGGCUGGGAAGGGUGAAAUGCGUAGCGAGAGCAUCCGUGUGGAUGAGCAGGCAGAGGAAGAGGAUAUUUGAUUUAAAUAAACUUAAAAUAGUUUUGCCAAAAUAUACAUUUUACUAAACUAACCCUUUUAAAUACUGUAAUCCCAUACUCAACACCGGCCUUCAACAGUUGUUAUUUAGCAAGAACUACCUCGUUAAGAGAAAUUGAAAACUAUGCUUUGAUCACGUACAAAGAUACCUGUUUUGUUGUUGGUCAGUGUAAAACAUGAUGGUAUUUUUGAAAUAAAAUCGUUGUAUAUAUGAACGUAUCAUA